AUGGGUGUGAAUUCGUACAACAACAGUUCAGGUCCAACGGGUGGUAGUGAUCCGCCGAUGAGGAGAGAUCGGAGACUAGACCUCAUUCUAGUUUGGAUGGGAACAAUGCAUGCUACAGAUCGUUUUGCCUGCGUCGAAUUUUCGAAUCCGGACAGUUGCCCACGUGUUCUCUUCAACGCAAGCUGUGGUGGUGGCAACAGGGGUUGGGACUGCCUUAAUGAUGUCAUCUCUAUGCCUUGCAUCACUCAGCAACCGGGAUCUCUUCGUCCUUCUCACACAAGCCAGCCGUUGAGAUUUCUUCUUGUCUGCAUCAACAAGCGGCAGCUAUUGCUUUACGGCCAUGAGGAGUUUGCAUACACGUCAAAUUAUGGCAAUGAAUCCAUAAAAACAAUAAAGGUAGAUUUUCACUUCUGA
This is a messenger RNA of Protopolystoma xenopodis, 414 nucleotides long. The record is from the annotation of a GenBank genome assembly. Lineage: Eukaryota; Metazoa; Platyhelminthes; Monogenea; Polystomatidea; Polystomatidae.